This is a messenger RNA of Plasmodium vivax (malaria parasite P. vivax), 1239 nucleotides long. RefSeq names its product variable surface protein Vir, putative. The record is from RefSeq and is a predicted model, not a curated record. NCBI's taxonomy places the organism in Eukaryota, Apicomplexa, Aconoidasida, Haemosporida, Plasmodiidae. The transcript has 2 exons. The coding region runs from base 247 to 1239 and encodes 330 amino acids.
AUUUUAUUAUAGCAUAAUUUUUUGCUGAGAUUUGAAAGAACUAUGUUAAAUUAAGGAAUUUUCAAUAAUGAAAUAUUGUGCUUUUUAUUAAGAAGUGUUUAUACAGAUUGAGAAAUUUAUAAUAAGUUAUUGUUAGAUAUCUACAAAUAGCAUUUUUAAUCGUUAAAAUUAAGAUAUUAAUUAGGCGCAAAUGUGAUCAUAGUACUUAUUUCACAAGUGUUUAAUUUAAAGUAAAAUAACCCAAUCAUGUCAAGGCGUGGUCCAGUACAUCUUGAUUUUGAUCUUACUGUUUUACCUGCAUGGGUAGCUAACACGAAAUUGAAGGAAAAUGCAACUACAUAUGAAUAUAGUAGCUAUUACAAUGAAGUGAAGGAUUUGGAAAGAAGAUAUGGCUUGAAUAGCGACUUAUUUAAAAAUCUGAGCAAAAAUAUAUCGUGGGUACAUCAGGAGGAUGCGGCUACGAAAGAAUUCGUUAAGAAGCGUUGCUAUGAUUUAAAUUACUGGUUAUGUGAGGAGGUAUAUAAUAAGCUUAAACCAUAUGGUCUUGAGGGAGAAUUAGAGAAUGUUAUUCCUAGGAUUCAUAGUGUAUGGAAAAAAAUUGUUGAAAAGGAGAUUCCAGAUAAGGAUUAUAAGUGCUAUCCUGAUGACAAAUUAAUUUAUAACAUGAGUUAUUUGAAGGAAAUUAAGGAUUUAUUUGAUUUUUUUGAAGAUUUUCCAAUAACGAGAAAAGAUAUUAUUGCUAACGCAGAGGAAGCUUGCCACAAAUACCGUAAAUACCUUCGACCGAAAAUCCCCAUAUACUACACUUGGAGAGACUCAUGUAAUAUAGAGGGUUUUAUUUGUAAAAGAUAUAUUGAUAAUCAUGAAAAAUAUCGCCCAGCAGGUGUUCUGUUCUAUUUAGACCCUUGGCUUAUUCUUACUUAUUCUUCAAAUGAAUGUUUUAAAGAGGUUCACGAUGUAUUUAGGGAUUCAAAGAAAGAACCUAAACGUAAUGAUGAGAUAUAUAUAAAAAUUAUGGAAAAACUUAAGCGUGAACGACCUAGUAAAAAUUUAGUCUCAGCUAAGGUAGGAGAGGGAUUACGUGGAUCAGAAUUUUUUAUUCCUGGUGAUAAUGAUAACCUUAUGUAUCGUAUAACGGUGAAUGGCUUUUAUUUUACCGUCGAGGUUAUUAUACCAUUUUUGCUUUUUAUAUUUGCAGUAUAUCUACUUUUCCAAAUGGUCUAUAAGGUAAAAAAAUAA